AAAGAAAAGAAAACAGAGAAACGAUCGCACAGUAGGAAACGCAUUACCAAUUCUCUGUCGUAUCUUUGUUUCAGCACUAAACAGAAACAGGACAUUACUCACUCCUUAGAUCUUCCCUUUAAUACAAAAAGAUUUUGCAAACGCCAUUCGUGAAACCUCUUGCGUCUGUUGAUAGAUAUAUUCGAAGCUUUUAUAGAGAGAUUUUAAUUGGAAAGAGCGAGAUAGAGAAUAGGCUGAUGGGUUAUAAAAACAGAGCAGAAACAGAAACAGAGAAUUGUUUAAGCGACGCUUUGUUGUUUGCUACCAUGUGCAUAAUUGGACUCCCCGUUGAUGUCCAUGUUAGGGAUGGCUCUGUUUAUUCUGGAAUCUUCCAUACUGCCUCUGUUGACAAAGACUACGGUAUUGUGUUGAAGGAAGCUAAACUGACUAAGAAGGGGAAAUAUGAUGCAAAUGUGGCUAAUGGGAGUGUGAUAGAAACGCUUGUAAUUCUUUCAGGUGAUCUUGUUCAAGUUGUUGCCAAGGAAAUUCUAUUCGCAGCUGACGGUAUCACGGGAAAUGGAGCUAGCGAUGAUGUAGAAGCUUCUGUGGCCAAUGUUUCCUCUUGUGAGGUUGUAAUGUGUGAGGCAAAGGAAUCUAAUAGGUCUGAUGUGGACAAAAAGAAAAUUCACCUGAACAGUAGGAUUUCAACCAAAAACAAGAAUAAUUCUGAUAACGGUCUCAUGCCAACAAAAGCUGGGAAGGAGGAAGGGAGAAAAAUUUCAACAAAUCAUACAGAAACUGCCACAGAAGUUGAACAUGGGAAGAUAAAUGGGGUAAAUAUCUUAAAGAGUGAAGAAGCAUCAGAUGCCUUAGUUAUUGGAAGACAGAUUGGAGAUGAUGAGUCUCAGAGGGAGCAGGAUCAUCAGAAAAAGAAGUUUGGGCUUCAAAGGAAAACGAGUGAUGAUGAAGAUCAAAGCUCAAGUUCAAUCUCUGGCUCAUGCCUGUCAGAAGCAAAGGCUGCUGAGGAAGGGCAAAUGAUGGUGAAGCUGUUACCUAAUGGCGUAUCUUGUGAUCCAACUCCUACAUUUGUUAAACUAGACAAUCAGUGCUGUGUAAGGUCUGCUUCUGCAGGCACCUCCUCUCCAACUGCUGUGUGUUCAAGUAUCUCCACUGCUUCCAGUCCACUGAUCGAAUUUGCCUCAGAUUCGCAUUCUGUUUCAUUAGCUUCUUCAGCUGACAUGGUCUCUAUGCAAAGUUCAGAAUCCACUAAGAGCUCUAAGGAGUUCAAGCUCAAUCCCGGAGCAAAAAUUUUCUGUCCAUCUUUUGCCAGUCCAGCAUCAGCCAGUGCAGCAGUGCCAACAGUCACAAGCAUGGCUUAUGUGCCAAGUCACUCUCCCAUGGUACCUGUUGCUACUGUCACUCAGCCAGAAGUUGGAAUGAGCCCUUUUGUGCCUCGACCAUCUGUCCCUGCUAAAUUUUCUCCAUACACUAACUUGGCAACCGUAAAUGGUGGCAGUGGUCCUCAAUUUUCGCAACCUAUUGUUGGACACAUGGGAAAUAGGACACAACCACUUAGGUAUGCUGGUCAAUAUCAUGCUGUUCAGACUGCACCAGCAUAUGUGCCUCCAAAUUCUCAAGCUGUUAUGGUUGGACGACUUGGGCAGCUUGUUUAUGUUCAGCCUGUUUCUCAUGAUUUGGUUCAGAACACAGCAACUAUCUCGCCUCUAUCUGCUCGUUCUCUAUUGACUUCGCAUCAGGUCCAAUAUCCCAAGCACCAAGGAAGUGCAGCAGGCCAGGCCUUGCAACUUUGUGCACCCCCACCUUUUGUAGCGGGAGGCCAACAAUCAUUUGCAAUGCCAAGCCACAUUCCUCUUCUGCAACCUCCAAUCCCUGCUAAUCGACCCAUUCCAGUUCCAGGGUCUAAUGCUCUAUUUGGUGCCAAGUUUCCAUGAAUAUAUUCCUUUGCUAUUAUUAUUUCAUGAUUUUUUUUCAUGAAUGAUAAAAAUUUUGGGCCAUAGUCUUUUUUUUCUUUGAAAAUCAUAUAGUAUAGAGGUACUUAAUUUUUGUCCCUCGUAUUCAGGGUGAAGCUCUUUCUUGCUGAUGUAAGACAUGAUUUAGGGUGGUAUAUCUAUUACUUAGGAAAAUGAGUUAAGUUUCUCCUCCCAUGUUAAAAACAGAGUGAGGAGGGAUGAAGUUGUGCAAUAUAUUUGACAGACAACAGUCAUAAUUUUUUUGGUAAAGGUGGUCAUUUGGGAAACUCAUUUCA
This is a messenger RNA of Jatropha curcas, 2245 nucleotides long. Its product is annotated as polyadenylate-binding protein interacting protein. The record is from RefSeq and is a predicted model, not a curated record. Lineage: Eukaryota; Viridiplantae; Streptophyta; Magnoliopsida; Malpighiales; Euphorbiaceae. Gene Ontology annotation, molecular function: mRNA binding. Gene Ontology annotation, cellular component: cytoplasmic stress granule. Gene Ontology annotation, biological process: cytoplasmic stress granule assembly.